Molecule: messenger RNA, 7709 nt
Organism: Rhincodon typus (whale shark)
Lineage: Eukaryota; Metazoa; Chordata; Chondrichthyes; Orectolobiformes; Rhincodontidae
Product: AN1-type zinc finger protein 5-like
Exons: 6
Coding region: 428-1066 (212 amino acids)
Molecular function (GO): DNA binding; zinc ion binding
Source: RefSeq, a predicted model, not a curated record
UUUUAAACUGCAAAGCACCUGCUUUGUGUCAGAAGAGACCUUUUCAAAGAAUUUCUUAUGUUCCUUUGCCCAUUUUAGUUUCUCCCUGGGGGUCCCUUCCUUCCUCCCUCCUUUCCCCUUUUGGGUUAUCUUUCUGCUUGCCCAUGUGUUUUCUUUGUGCUGGUACUGUUUAGCUGUGGAAUGAUCUCUCCUAACACCACAAAUGGGAAUCACCAAUUGGCAAGUGUGAACAGAAACUUUACACCCUAGUUGCCUCAGCUAAGAGCAGCUGAUUUGGUACAAAUCAAUGGUUAAACCUAGAAUUUUGGUCAUCUCUAUUGCUGACUGCUGUACUGUAGUGGAUUUCCCCCAGCGAUCAAAUGAAUGACCGUGGAGCAUUUUGGUUUUAUCAUUUUGGAGGUUGUACGUUGGGUAUAUGUAAACCAGGAUGGCUCAGGAGACAAAUCAAACACAGGUGCCCAUGCUGUGUACCACUGGCUGUGGUUUCUAUGGCAACCCUCGAACCAAUGGGAUGUGUUCAGUUUGCUACAAGGAGUAUCUACAGAGACAGCAGAACAGUGGAAGAAUGAGCCCACCAGCAGCUAGUGUGGUCAGUAGUAACAACAGUUCAAGUACAGAGUCCAUCCCUGUCCAGUGCACAGAAGGAAACCCUGAAAUGUCUACAGAAGCCUCUGUGAAUACUACAUCUGCCAAAACUAGCACUCCAGUAACACAGCAGAUGACUGCAAUGAGCAUCUCUCAAGAUGAAUCGAGCAACGAGACUGAGGGCACUCUAAAAGCUGAAGUUGUUACAGGAUCAGCUUCUGUGAAUGUGGAACCAACAGAAAGUUCCACAGAAGGAGAAGAGAAGGUUUUAGAAAAGUCAAAACCCAAAAAGAAUAGAUGCUUCACCUGCAGGAAGAAGGUUGGAUUAACUGGAUUUGAUUGUCGUUGUGGAAAUCUUUUCUGUGGACUUCACCGCUACUCUGAUAAACACAACUGUCCUUAUGAUUACAAGGCUGAAGCAGCAGAGAAGAUCAGGAAAGAGAAUCCCAUUGUGGUUGCUGAAAAAAUUCAGAAAUUAUGAACUGCUAUAUUGUAGCAAGACUUUCAGUGGGAAAAUCCAACAUGGUAUCUUGAAGAGCCCGGCUUAAGACAAAACCUGUUUCUGUGCAAACAAAUAGGCAUGAGAUUGGCAGAUGGUCUAGUCAAUGGCUUGCUGCUGAUGGAAAUUUGCUUUGUGGUACAAUGAAGAAAACUGUAUUAUCAAGCAUAGAAACUUAACCAGCAAAGGAACAAGGUGAACUGUACCAUAUGAGCAUUCCUUUCUCAGCAGUGGCCUUUUGACUGUGCCUUCUGUCUUAGUAAUCUACUGAGAUCAAGUCUGCAGGGAACCAGGCCAGUGUACCCAUUUAUGUGCCUGUAGGUACCUAUGCCCCUUUACAGAAACUUGAGUAAUGACCUCAUUGGCAUACUCCUUUUUUUAAUGAGCUGUGAACUUGUUCUGUGUGUUUGAUCUAGGUGAUAUGUACCUCUUUUCCCCUCAGGUAAUUAUCGAUAUGUUGCACGCAUCUGGAGUUGUGCAAUACGCUUGAGAAUGAAUGAUGGACUUAGAAGCUACCAUGGUACACAAGAGAAGAUAUUGAAAUCAAUCCAAUAAACUGAUUUCAUUUACCUCUGUUAAUUUUAAAAUCUAAAAAUUGCAAAUAUCAUACACUGUCCUGUGUAUCAUGGCUGCUUUUAGGUCAAAUAAAGGUGCAUUCACUUAGGUAAGUAUAGAAAUGCUAUUCAUAACACAAUUUCUAAAAAGGUAUUUUUUUAUGGGUAUUUAGGGCAAGCAGGAAGUUAGCCAAAGGGGUCAUUACCCAGACAAGUCAGAGGGACAGUAUCUCUUUUUGGUUAGUUUGCUGUGUCCUGGGUUUACUGUGAUAGAUUAUAUCAACACAACACAAACUACCUUUUUAAUAUAAACAUGUGUGGAAAUCUCCACACGAUGGCUUUAAAAUGACAGGAAAAAAACUACCCAGGCCUGAAAAGUUUGACCUUUUCAGUAUUAUCGAAAUGGCCUUUAAUGAAUUUUGAAUGAAUAACAUUAGUUCUAUUGGAGCCAGAUUUAUUUUAAAUUGAGCCAAAAUCAGAGCAAGAAAAAGUGAUUCUGCCUCUAAUGAGAUGUGACACUGGUUCGGGUGUGGUCCGGUUCACUGCACACUUCAAGCUGAGCUACGUGCAAAUAAAUUGCAGUGUUGCAGUCUUUUACCAGUUUUCUUUUCUUUUAGUAGCUAUUUCUGCUUUGAUAGUUAUUCACUUUGUAACAAUGUACAGUUUAAACUUGUAAAUGGGUAAGGGAUGUGGUGGAAGACAUGUAUUGAUGACUGAGUGCUUUGGGUGCUAGUUGUGUGCUUUUUUCCCUCCAUUAUUUUCUGCCUUUCUCCUUUUUAAUGAAAGUAUGAUAUAAAUGAUAAUAUAUUGUAGUUUGCUUGAAUUGUGUUUUUAGUUAUGUUAGUUUAGCUCUGGAUUUCUGAAGUUUUGACCACAUGUCGUGCACAUGCUCCAGUUGUAGCCUUUCACUGUGUAUUGCACCAAACCAAGAGACUGAUCUGUUAGCAUUGUAUCAGCUGUCGCUUGCUCAUCUGGAUAUAUGAAAUUAUGGGGGAAUUGAGUUGAAAUGCUGACCCAACCUCCAACUUUGUGUGUCAAAAUCUGAUCUCUUGUAAUCCCAUUGAGAAUGAUUUGUCAAAUUCAUUGUUUGCUUAAAAUGGAAGUACAUUCUUGUGAAAUGGCCAUAAUUGUUAUAAUCCAAGGUAUCAUGAUGGUUAGCUGGAUAUCAUAAAGGUCAAAGCAACCCAGAACUUUUAUUGUGUGGCCAGAACCUCCAAGCAAAAUGGAUGGUCAUAUUGGUAAGUUAUAAAUAUCUUUCUAUCCAAAUUCGGAUUAUGGGGCAAUUAAAUAGAAUAUACUUCUGUUUUAAGCUGCACAAAAUCCAUGUUAUAGCAAAUUGCAAAAGUUUUUGUGGUUUGGUCAGAUUCCCUCCUUCACCAGUCUUACAACUAACUUCAAUUUUAUUGAAUCAAAUGCAUAAAAUGACUUUACAUUUUGUUGGCCUUUGUGCUGGAUUCUCAAUGCAUAAGGGAAGAAUGCAAAUCUAAAUCUGCUGUAUUCUAAUACACACCAGCAAUAUUAAGUAGGUGAGACACUUAAUUUUUGAAAACAAACUAUAGCUCCUAUGCAAUUGAAAUAUGUACUCCAAUCAAAAUGACUUAUUUUAAACUGCCAAAUGCAACCAAUAAAAAGCAGCUUCUUAACAAAGUUGGUUAAUGUUAAAUGUAUUUACAGUAUUAUAGGAAUGCAUUAAAUCAGAUCAGUAUUGCACCUCCCCUUUUCCCAGCUGCAACUUUUCAGUCUCAUGGAAUUGCUGUAAAAUGUCACCUUGCAUCCCAAUUUUAGGUUCUGGUGAUAUAUAAACUUGAGGGGAUCACUUUGGACACCAGUUUCUUUGUCAACCUUUAUUUGGUCCAUUUUUGGUUUUGUCUCCAGCAAUCCAAGAUACUCCUACAAAACUUUGUGACCUAAUUUUAGUUGUGCACAUUUUUGGUGUGAUGGGGUUAAGUGUUUUAAAAGCAACCCCAGUGCACCAUUGUUGACACUUACUACUAGUGCACCUUGCAAUAGAGUUAUACUUGUUGGGAAUUGCAUACAAGUAUGUUGUACCUCCAAAUUUUAAAAAUGCAUCUUGCAUUUGUAAAAGAAUUAUGAAGAUGUAAUAUUUUGCAAAAGAAUAUUCAUUUUUUUGGAUGGUGGCAGUAUCAUACCAAGCCAACUCUACAGAGAAUUAAAGAAUACAAACCAGCCACCAUGUUUUAUUAUGAAACGUUCGUUUUAAAUCCGCGAAUUUGCUUCAAUGUAAGAGGUUGUCUGUCUUGAAGUAAUCUUUUUACAAGCUUUUAAAAGCUGAUUAAACAAAUUUUCUUUGUACUGUAUAAUUUAUAAAUUCUGAGCCCACUUAUUUUUGGGUGUUUCACGUGCAUUGUGAUUGUGAACAGAAGUAAUAGACACUCACUUGUUAAUCACAUUUUUUGAGUAUUUUGUUUUUCUUGUACUGCUUUCUCAUUUCCAAUACCUAAUUGGACUUAGUGUUAUCAAGCAACUUUGUUAUAUAUGUCCUCUCUGAACUUCUGAAGAUGUUGUCCAUCCACAAAAUGAAUGUUGCAUAUGCAAACCAGAUUAAUUUUGAAAGGAAUCUUAGCCAAUCAAAGUACCAGUCAGUUAAUUCACAAUUCUUGUUUAAUUGUGGCACCAAUGAUGAAAAUGAGACUUCUAAUUUAAGUCUGAUCCUAUUAACUUAAAGUUUUUGUUUUCUUUGAAAAAUGUAUUUUCCAGUAAUAUGAAGAAAGCAUCUUAAUAAAACUGCACAGAGGUUUUGUUCAGCACAGUUACAGUGUGAACUAACUAAGUUCAAUUGAAUCCAAGACUGUACAUGGCACCUUUUACUGUGGCUCUUGAACAUCCUGAAGUGCGUUACGUGCAAUAAAAUACAUUUGAAGUGAUUAUCUUGCUUACUAGCAACUUUCCAGAAAGAAGAUGCUCACAAACAGCAGAUGGAUGAAUAACCGUUUUGUUUUGAGGCAGAGGUGAUUUUAAGUGGAAUAUUGACCAGAAGAUGGAAAGAGCUUCCUGGUUGUCUUCAAAAUGUGGAUAGGAUUUUUAAUGUCUGCUUGAACUGGAGACUAGCAUUUGGAGUUGCAGUUCAUGAUCUCCUUUAAAGAUAUUUUCUCCAACAGUGCUGCAUUCCCUUGCAGUGUCGGCCUAAAUUGUGCUCCAGUCCUGGAAUGGGUUUGGAAUGAAUGAGUUUUUCUGGGGUCACAAGUGUUGGCCAGCUCCAUAAACUUCUCAGUUUGAAAAGGCCUAUCUCCCUGACUUUGUUCUUGUUAAAUUAGUGCUAUUAGCAAUUAAAUAUAAUACGGCAAUGUAUAAAAGUUCAGCAAGCUGUCAGUAUCAGGAAUUGCUAAAAUGUCAUUAUGAACGUCAUUUUUGUUGGUCUGUAUCUUUUUUAAAAAAUAUUAAUAUGUGCCCUUUUCUCCUCAUUGAAAAUUACUUAGUGUGGUAUAAUGUUUUAUAUGCUGGAUGUUUUAAUAUCAGAAUAUGAUAUGGAAUUCACUUGCAAAUUAUGAAUUAUAGUUUUCAGAUAUAUAAUCCUCGUUGUUUCUCUUCACCGAUAUUUCUAUAACAUGCUUUUUCAGUCUUUUGACCUAAUGCAAUCAUACCAUCACCUAAAAGACUCCAAAAGAAUCCACAUUCAUUUGAGGGGGGGGGGGGAAAAAACUUCUCUCCACUGUUGGGGUUUUUUUUUUUAGCUCCGCUUUUGGAAAGCUUUUUUAACAAAUUCCCCCCACCAACAUGAUUAACAAUCUGCCACUGUUUUAUUUCCCCCUUCUCCAUCUCCAACUUGUCUUCUCUUCUCCCUCUCCUCUUUUCUCUUCUGGCCAUACACCUGCUGCCACAGGACAUUCAGUAAUGUCACUCCUUCAGCUGUCUGGAAAUGGCCAUUAAUUUGGAGCUGAUGAAGCUUUCUGAAUAAUGGAUUUUAUGAUGUUAUAGUGGAAUGAUGUGUAUUCAAUUAAAAGAAGCUUUUUUUAUAGCUGUCUUUCCAUACACAGAUUUCUACAAUGCACUCUUAAGUAACAUAAUUAUGCAGUUAGGUCAGCAAAGGAGCCAAUUUUUUGACAAUCUUCUUUUUUGAAAUUGCAAAAGUUGCUGAACUUUUCAUACACUUGCAUUAUUAAUUUGCUUACUGGUGCUUAUUAGAUUAAGAAUAGUUUUUGGUAAAUGAGCUUGCCCCCGUGCAUGUAAUUGAAUUCUGAGCAAUGUAUAUUAAGCUAUAUUGUAAAUGUUUUUUGGAGUUGCUUAGAAAAAGUGAAAACCUGCAGCUGUUAGUAUUUUACAUUUAAAUGCAAAGUGAAAUGGGCCACCUGUCUUUGCCUGACAUGAAGAUGGAAUUUUAUUCAUUUAAAGAUUCAAUUGCUGAAUUUGAGACUUGUAUUAAAUUUUAUUUUCCAGUAACUAAAACUGUUAUUAAUGAUAGAUACUGGCAAUAUAGUGAGAUCUUACCCUAGUUUACUAAACUGUUCCAUACUGCCGAUUCAUGCAAUGAGUUGAAACUGUGAAAUACUUGGUUAUCUAAUUGUUGAGUUUGAAAUUCAGAGAGGUGCUGUUUUGCCAAGCAUCUGUGCAAGUACUUACUCAAAAUGCAGUGCCCUUGCAUUUAAAUUUUUUUAAAGAAUCUUGUCAAACACAUUAACAUGGUUACGUUUCAGAUUCUCUUUUAAAAUUCUAGUUAUUUUGAGUAAGGGACAUAACAAGCACAUACCUGUCCAUCAGACACCUGUUCAGAAUGUGAAAUUUACAUAUUGUAAAUUGAAACUUGUGUUAUGCAUAGUUACCAAAAUACUCUUGGGGUUAAUUGAGGUUUUACGAAUUGUUGAAACAUUUUUUGGCUUUUCUGAAAUCCCUGAUUUAUGUACAUGCUGCAUUAAUUGUAGUGUGGUUAAUUUUACCUAUAAAAGUGCUAUCCAUAUUGCUUAGUAUAUAACUUGAGGCAUGUGUUAACAUUGACAGUAGUUUUCAUGUAUAUUUGAGGUGCAGCAUUUUUUUAACACUCAUCUGCACAGAUUUUUAUUUCAGUUCCUUGUAUUUUUCAAGUUCGAACGUCGAUGAGUCUGUAUGAUCUUUUGAUGGGCUAGAUUCUGAGUGGAACUUAAUUGCAGCUGCUUCACGGUAGGAAAGAAAAAAAUUAGUGAAAAUGAAUUGAUGUGAGUACAUGCCUAAGAAUCUUCAAAGGCUGAAGUUCAAAUUGUCUUAGUAGAAUCUUUUCCAUGUUUAGAUUGACAGUGCUGGAAGAGAUACCUACUGCUUUUCUAUGUUGACAAAUUCAAACUGAUUAGUAGUGAAGUCCGGACAUUUCGUGAGUUCACUUAGCUUGGCUUGGAGACAGCACUGAAUUCAACUAGCGUUCCCCUUUGCUGUGAUAAAAUGUGGCAAAUUUAGCAACUGAAAUAGUUGUGGCAUGUUCAGUGCUGUUAAGAACUUGCCUAAUUCGAUUUUCCUCUGUACUUCAUAUUUAUUCAGAAGGGCUUGGGUGAAAAGCAAGUUGAUUUUCUGUACUUGGCUACUUGAUAGGAAUAUUAAUGCUGUAGAGGCACACUGCAUGUUGGCUAGUUAGAUCCCCAGUCACAGAAUCUGAGGCAAGUUGUUUUUUUUUGUGAAGAGUAGUUUUUGUUUUGUGAUGAGUCACAUGAAUAAAUGUUCAAAAUGGAACCAAGCUUCCAUGACCAUUUUGAACGUGGAAAUGGAUCUGUAUAUUUAUUGAUGAAAAUGUGGCACUCCUUCUGCAAAAGCUGGUUGGUGAUGUCUGGCUGUGGCAAAAUAUCACUACAUAUUUUGUUUGCCAGCUGAAAACUAAGCAACAUGGAUAGUUUUAAAUAAAAGAACUUAUUUCAUGAGUACCCUGUUUUUAAAGUACUAUUUUCAACAAGCUUCUGGUUUUACUUGCUGCAUGCACUGCAUUUACUUUAGUUAUUUUACAGUAUAUUGCAUUUAUUGUACAUUAAUUGUCACUAACUCUAGGAUUUUGAAUUUGUACAGAGCACACUUUUAUUAUAUUCAAGUAAUACAUAUGUUUCAGCUUGUGUUUGGAAAUGUUGUAAUGUGUAAAUAAACUAUUGUACAGUUAUGAA